Molecule: messenger RNA, 971 nt
Organism: Rubroshorea leprosula
Lineage: Eukaryota; Viridiplantae; Streptophyta; Magnoliopsida; Malvales; Dipterocarpaceae
Source: the annotation of a GenBank genome assembly
UUUGUUAUCUUAAAAUCAGAAAAGCAGUGAGCUUUCUUUGUCUAGUUAGCAUCUUCAAUCAUUCUUCUUCAAACCCACUUUUCAUUUUUCAGUUCUUUUCAUGUUUCAUGCUGAUGCUGUUUCCCAAACUCCAUCCUCUGAGAUAUGAAAAAGAAUCAGUUUCAAGCAGCAUGAUUCCUUUUUUGAGAUGAUUGGAUGAUUAGAAGAAUCCAAGGGGCUUGGAAAGGUAGAAGUGAUGAGAAACAAAGUUGUGGAGAUUUCAACAGGGAUUAUGAUAAUGGGUGUUGUGAUAGCUGUGAUACUGUUGUUUCUGGGGAUUGGAGUUUUGGUGGUAAUACACAUCUGUGUGGCUAGAAGCACCCUUGAAAGAAGAUUUGGAGCUGCUGCUGCGGCUGAGAUGCGUGGAAACAGGAGAAGAAGAAGCAUGUCUCAGGAUGACUUGGAGAAGCUUCCUUCCUUUGACUAUAUAGCUGGAGAUAAAGGAAGCAGCCCUGUUGAUUGUGCAGUUUGCUUGGACAACUUCAAGAUAGGUGAAAAGUGUAGGCUGCUGCCUCUGUGCAAGCAUAGCUUUCAUGCUCAGUGUGUGGAUUCUUGGCUUUUGAGAAACCCCAUUUGCCCAAUUUGUCGAACAAGAGCUGAUCAUGGUAAGACUGGGUUGCUAGCGGGUGAAGAAAGUAGCCGGUUUAGUGAUACUGAUGUUAUUAAUUCGAGACAGAGGCAAAGUGCAGAAACUAGGCAUUCAAGUAAUGACACUAUAAUUGGUUUGAGAGAUAGCCAGAUUACAGAAGAUGGCCAUGUCAGGGACACCGGUAAUGAAUCAAGAGAAAUACAGAUACAUUGAACUCGGUUUCAGCUGGGUUCUGCAAAUAUGCGAUAGAACAUUGAAGCUGCUAUAUGAAAUUACCUUUUAUUGUAACUCGUUGAAUGUUGGCUGAAAUGGUCUGAGUUUACAAGAAAGUGUGUUCAAGUAA